ACUGUAUAUAAAGCCAACUUAGCGGCUUCCUAUUACAGACACCAAGCUUGUCUUCCAGCUUCGCUAUGGCCCGCACGAAGCAGACAGCGCGCAAGUCCACAGGCGGGAAGGCGCCCCGCAAGCAGCUGGCCACCAAGGCGGCCCGCAAGAGCGCGCCGGCCACGGGCGGCGUGAAGAAGCCGCACCGCUACCGGCCCGGCACCGUGGCGCUGCGCGAGAUCCGCCGCUACCAGAAGUCCACCGAGCUGCUGAUCCGCAAGCUGCCGUUCCAGCGGCUGGUGCGCGAGAUCGCGCAGGACUUCAAGACCGACCUGCGCUUCCAGAGCUCGGCCGUCAUGGCGCUGCAGGAGGCGUGCGAGGCCUACCUGGUGGGGCUCUUCGAGGACACCAACCUGUGCGCCAUCCACGCCAAGCGCGUCACCAUCAUGCCCAAGGACAUCCAGCUGGCGCGCCGCAUCCGCGGGGAGCGGGCCUAAACCCUCUACCACCUCCACCUUGUAUUGUACCCAAAGGCU
This is a messenger RNA of Sorex araneus (European shrew), 515 nucleotides long. RefSeq names its product histone H3.1. The transcript has a single exon. The record is from RefSeq and is a predicted model, not a curated record. Gene Ontology annotation, cellular component: nucleosome. The coding region runs from base 66 to 476 and encodes 136 amino acids. Gene Ontology annotation, molecular function: structural constituent of chromatin; DNA binding; protein heterodimerization activity. Lineage: Eukaryota; Metazoa; Chordata; Mammalia; Eulipotyphla; Soricidae.